CAGAGCCGCACACCGUCGGCUACAGCCAGUCCAGCCUGAUCCACCUGGUGGGACCGUCGGACUGCACGCUGCUGGGCUUCGUGCACGGAGGUGUCACCAUGAAGCUCAUGGACGAGGUUGCCGGGAUUGUGGCCGCCCGCCACUGCAAGACCAACAUCGUCACCGCCUCGGUGGAUGCCAUCAACUUCCACAAGAAGAUCAAAAAAGGCAGUGUCAUCACCAUUUCGGGGCGCAUGACAUUCACCAGCAAUAAAUCCAUGGAAAUUGAGGUCUUUGUGGAUGCCGACCCCUUUGUGGACGAGCCUCGGGAGCGGUACCGCGCUGUCAGCGCCUUCUUCACCUACGUCUCCCUGAGCAAGGAGGGGAAGCCCCUGCCCGUCCCACAGCUGCUG
Messenger RNA from Leptosomus discolor (cuckoo roller), 392 nucleotides. The record is from RefSeq and is a predicted model, not a curated record. Lineage: Eukaryota; Metazoa; Chordata; Aves; Leptosomiformes; Leptosomidae.